AUGAGUGAAACUCUACCCAAGCCUGUCUACUCUUUACUUUCCGGUCUCAACGCCUCCACAGUGGGUAUUGUUGCACUUGCGGCCGUACAGUUGGCCGAAAAAGCUAUUCGCGAUAAACUAUCACGCGUCCUUGUGAUCUUUGGCGCAUGUGCUGGUCUCUGUUACAAUGCACUCUGGUAUUUUCCCGUGCUGAUGGUUAUUGGUGGCUUCCUGACAAGCGUCUGGGAUGGAUGGUUAUAUCAACAAAUUCUGAGAGCAAAGAUCUCGCGGAACGACAGACAUAGUCGCCCAGAACAGAACGAUAUAACUUUGGAAGAGAAUAGAGUGCAAAGCAGUGAGACGAUACGACAACGACGGACGGAUCCUAGAAUCGAAGGACUCCUACAGAGUACAGUUGAUACUAGACCAACGCAGUCCGCGGAAGCUGUUUCUCAUCAGCACAUUAUUCGGAUUCGGAUCGGAGCUUUGAUUAUAUGUGUCUUUUUUGCCUCCUUCAUCGGAAUUCUUGUUGCUAGAGCCCAGCUCACCACACCCCCGCUGGUCCUCGACCUCUUUGCCAAUAUGUACCUUGCUGGCACUGUUAUCUUUGGUGGAGGUCCUGUUGUCAUUCCCCUUUUACGCACAUAUGUCGUCGAGCCCGGGUGGGUCUCUAGUAGAGAUUUCUUGAUCGGCCUUGCUAUCAUUCAAGCUUUUCCCGGUCCUAACUUCAACUUUGCUGUCUUCUUGGGGGCGCUAGCACUACAACACUCGCGCUUUCCGACAGUCCUGGGUGCGUUUCUUGGCGGUGUGGGGAUCUUCCUUCCGGGCAUCACGCUGGCCGUUGCGAUCCAAAGCUUCUGGCGCGUAUUGCGGAAGAAGAAAUAUGUGGUCGACUUUCUCAGAGGAGUGAAUGCCACUGCCGUUGGCCUAGUAUUUACAGCCGUAUACCGGUUGUGGGAGAUUGGAUACCUGACUCAUGAACGAAGCGAUGGACAGAGUCUGGGGAAAGAACCAUGGUGGGUGGUUGUUGCGACGGUGACAUAUGCAGGGAGUGCAUGGUUCAAUGUGCCCCCUCCUGUGGCGAUUGUAAUGGGUGCCAUUCUAGGGUUAUGUUGGUUUGGAGCUGUGGGGCGAUGA
Messenger RNA from Penicillium verrucosum, 1116 nucleotides. RefSeq lists its product as uncharacterized. The record is from RefSeq and is a predicted model, not a curated record. Gene Ontology annotation, molecular function: chromate transmembrane transporter activity. The coding region runs from base 1 to 1116 and encodes 371 amino acids. Gene Ontology annotation, biological process: chromate transport. NCBI's taxonomy places the organism in Eukaryota, Fungi, Ascomycota, Eurotiomycetes, Eurotiales, Aspergillaceae. The transcript is spliced from 2 exons.